AUGUUAAGAAGCACUUUAUCUAACUGGAGAGAAUACUUAACGCCAGUUUCGCACCAAUCAACCUUUGAGAACACAGGGGAAAUUACUCCAGAUGAAUUUAUUAGAGCCGGGGAUUAUUUAUGCCACAUGUUUCCUACAUGGCAGUGGAACGAUCGGCAACCCGGGAUAGCUUACAGGGACUUUUUACCGAAGAAUAAGCAGUAUCUAGUUACUAGGAAGGUCCCUAGUAAUGUCAGGGCAGCGGAAUAUGUAUCUGUAGAGGGGACCGACAAGGCUGGAGAGGACUCUUAUUGGGUUAUGGAGUCUACCAGGCCGAUCGAGGCCGGAAACGGUGAAGGGAAGGCAGAAAAUAAAGGGAAGAGCAGCGUUGACAUUGAUGAGUUGCUGCAGGAAAUGGAUAUUGAAGGUACUGACGAUGCUGAGAACGAUGUUGUGAGCCUUGGACAAAAAUAUACCCGGUACUACGAUCUAUAUAUAGCCUAUUCCACUUCCUACAGAGUUCCCAAGAUGUAUCUGGUUGGUUUUAAUAGUGAUGGGACACCCCUCACACCUCAAGAAAUGUUUCAAGAUAUUGCUCCUGAUUACCGUACCAAAACUGCAACAAUUGAAAAGCUCCCAUUUUUCAAGGCGUCUACUGUUUCCGUUUCUAUCCAUCCAUGUAAGCACGCGAACGUGAUGAAAGUGUUGAUGGAUAAGAUCAGAACAGUAAAGCAGCGUCAGCAAGACCAAAAUUGUCGCCGUGAAAAAGCUAGUAAUUCUGACAGUGACGAAGAGUGGGAGGACUUGCAACAGGAUGUUGACAACGGAUUACGUGUCGACCAAUAUAUGGUGGUAUUUCUAAAAUUUAUUACAAGUGUGACGCCAGGCAUCGAACACGACUAUACAAUGGAUGGAUGGUGA
This is a messenger RNA of Eremothecium sinecaudum, 900 nucleotides long. It is a transcript of the gene ATG3, whose product is annotated as Atg3p. The coding region runs from base 1 to 900 and encodes 299 amino acids. NCBI's taxonomy places the organism in Eukaryota, Fungi, Ascomycota, Saccharomycetes, Saccharomycetales, Saccharomycetaceae. Gene Ontology annotation, molecular function: Atg8-family ligase activity. The transcript has a single exon. Gene Ontology annotation, cellular component: cytosol; cytoplasmic ubiquitin ligase complex. The record is from RefSeq and is a predicted model, not a curated record. Gene Ontology annotation, biological process: autophagy of mitochondrion; nucleophagy; autophagosome assembly.